AUGAACCAAUCAGAUGAAGAAAAAGAGCAGCUUCUGAAGAAACUCGACGAGUUCCAUGCGGGGAAUCACUCCUCCGAGAGAGAUGAUUUUGAUCAUAAGGUUUUUCGUUCACUUUUCAAACAAUUUUUGACUGAGGAUGCUCAUAUCGAUUGGAAUAGCUGGAAGUUUAUUUCAGAAGAUGUUCAGAAAAACUUGAAGGAUCUUCCGUCAUAUACGGAUGAAUACAAAAGCCUCUUAGAUCGGUUAGUUGUAAUCAAACUGAAUGGAGGUUUGGGAACAACAAUGGGAUGUAGUGGCCCCAAGUCUUUGAUCGAAGUUAAGGAUGGUAAAACUUUCCUGGAUAUCGCAAUUAAUCAGCAAGAACUUUUCAAUAAGAAAUACGAAUGCCAUGUACCUCUCUAUCUUAUGAACUCAUUCUAUACAGAGGAAGCUACAAAAGAAAAGCUGCCAGCUUGGGUUCGAACUUUUGUUCAAUCUAAAUGCCCUCGCAUUGAUGCUGAAAGUCUUUUACCUCUCGAGGAAGAGUUUGGGGAAAACAAAUGGUAUCCACCUGGUCACGGUAACAUUUUCGCUUCUCUAAGCUUCUCUGGUAUUCUUGAUGAGCUGAUAGCAGAAGGUCGGGAUAUAAUGUUUGUUUCCAAUAUCGACAACACGGGUGCGUGCUUGAACCUGAGCAUUGCCAGAUGGUUUGCUGAUGUCAAAGCUGACUAUCUCAUGGAAUGUACCAAAAAAACUGAGUUGGAUAUCAAGGGUGGAACAUUGAUUGAUAUCAAUGGACAGCUUAUGCACUUGGAAAUUCCUCAGGUUCCACCAGAGCAUUUGGACGAGUUCUGUUCAACAAAAACUUUCAAGAUCUUCAACACCAACAAUAUUUGGGUUAAUUUACGAUCAGUAAAACAACAAUUGGAGAGUAUAAAGAGUGAAAUAAUCGUAAAUAAAAAGAACGUACAAGGCAGAAACGUUAUACAGUUGGAGACAUCUAUCGGCGGCUGUAUUCGAAACUUUCCCAAGGCAUACUGUGUCCACGUGGAGAGAAAUAGGUUCAUACCAGUUAAAAAAACAGAAGAUUUGCUUGCUAUCCGUACUUCCUUGUACGGCUUUGAGAGUGAUGGAACACCUAAACUGGAGAGAGAUCAAUAA
This is a messenger RNA of Auanema sp. JU1783, 1140 nucleotides long. Lineage: Eukaryota; Metazoa; Nematoda; Chromadorea; Rhabditida; Rhabditidae. The record is from the annotation of a GenBank genome assembly.